AUGAAGUGGCUACCUCUCACUCUAGCGCUCGUCGCGCCUUCUCAGGCUGCACUUCGAUUCGGAUGCUCGACCGUGAGCAUCCAACGUCUGGAUCCCCUCGUCGAGCCUGGCAAGGUUCCAUCGGCCCAUCUUCACCAGAUUGUUGGUGGAAAUGCCUUCAACGCUAGUAUGGGAGACGACAUCGGGGAUAGGGGAACUUGUACGACGUGCACUUUCUCCGAAGACUUCUCUAAUUAUUGGACUGCCGUCAUGUUCUUCAAACACCCUAACGGCACAUACAAACGCGUUCCUAUUAUGCAGAACACCGCGUUGCCUGACGGUAUCAACGGAGGAAUGACAAUUUACUACACGCAGCAGGACUUCUAUUCCAACGGCAACCAGAAGAUCACAGCCUUCAAGCCGGGUUUCCGUAUGACCGUGGGCACUCCUACCGCGACUUCAAAGUACGGACCUGGUCUUAAAUUCGUCUGUCUCCAAAACAAGGGAACCAGAUUUCCCGAGCUCGAUGACUUCCCCACAAAGCCUUGUGCGGGUGGUAUCAUGACAGUCCACCACUUCCCCGCCUGCUGGGAUGGCAAGAACCUGGACAGCCCGGAUCACCAAUCCCACAUGUAUAACACCGUGAAGGAUGCCUUCCAAAACUCUGGACCUUGCCCCAGCAGUCACCCGAUCCGAGUACCCCAGGUAGCUUAUGAGACCUUAUGGGAUACGACUCAGUUCAAUAACAUGUGGCCUAGCGACGGUUCUCAGCCUUUCACGCUGAGCUAUGGCGACAACGAGGGAUACGGUACUCACGCGGACUACGUGUUCGGCUGGAAGGGCGACGCGCUCCAGCGCGCCAUGGAUUCGUCUUGCAUGUUCCAAGCUUGCGAGAAUGGUAGACCUUUGGCUUCCCAGAGCGUGCAGCAGAUGAAUGCAUGCAAGGUCAAGAGUACUGUCAACGAAGACAUUGACGGAUGUAAGUCAUCUCGUGUGAGCCUCUCGUCCGAAGGCAUUUUGGCUAACGCUAUUCCCCGUAGGGCUCACCUCUCUCCCCGGCAGGAGCUAUCCCCCUAA
Daldinia caldariorum is the source of this 1056-nucleotide messenger RNA. RefSeq lists its product as uncharacterized. The transcript has 5 exons. The record is from RefSeq and is a predicted model, not a curated record. NCBI's taxonomy places the organism in Eukaryota, Fungi, Ascomycota, Sordariomycetes, Xylariales, Hypoxylaceae. Bases 1 to 1056 code for a protein of 351 amino acids.